GUAAUUGUAAUUUGCCUGUGACCUGUGACUAUCAAUAUUUGCUUGCACGAUAUUAUUUACUAAAGAAUAUUGCAAUUAUUAUACAAGAAAAACUGGAAAAUGUCGUCCACUAAAGCAAAAGAUCAAAAGCCGGAACCAGUAGUAUACAGUGAGGCUGCACUCAGAAACAAUGCCGUAGUUGUAGAGUAUUGUCGAACUUCUAUGGCCGCAUUAUCAGGAUCUACGGCUGGGAUUCUUGGCCUGACUGGACUCAACGGUUUUGCUUUCUACGUGUUUGCAGUUGUUAGUCUGUGGGCUAUGUUCUUGAUAAAAGCUGGGCCAAACUGGCAUAAAUACUACGUAUCGAGACAGAGUGUCUUAACCAAUGGUUUCUUUGGAGCAUUAUUUACUUAUGUACUAUUUUGGACUUUCAUAUAUGGAAUGGUUCAUGUGUAUUAGGAAAGAAUAUGGUAUAAUGUUGCUAGUAAUAAUAAAUAAUCCUUUUUAAUUAA
Messenger RNA from Vanessa tameamea, 491 nucleotides. It is a transcript of the gene EMC6, whose product is annotated as ER membrane protein complex subunit 6. The transcript is spliced from 2 exons. The coding region runs from base 100 to 438 and encodes 112 amino acids. The record is from RefSeq and is a predicted model, not a curated record. Gene Ontology annotation, biological process: autophagosome assembly; protein folding in endoplasmic reticulum. Gene Ontology annotation, cellular component: EMC complex; membrane; endoplasmic reticulum. Lineage: Eukaryota; Metazoa; Arthropoda; Insecta; Lepidoptera; Nymphalidae.